AUGAUAGUUGAACCGACCAAAGUCGGAGAACAAGUCCAACAACUUGGAAACAAAACCGAAUGCGGCCUGCUGGGAUUUGUUCAGAGAUUGGGCGGAGACUAUGCCACUAUCAGAAAGAAGUUUCCAGAAGAAUCAUUUGAAAAGGUCUACACUUUCAACUCUUCCCGAAAAUGUAUGAUGACCGUAAUUCGACUAGUCGAAAACGGUGUAGAUGUUGGCUACAGGGUAUACUGCAAGGGUGCCAGUGAGAUUAUUCUUGCCAGAUGUUCUUAUCUGAUCGGCUCCGAUGGCAAGCCACAUCUGUUCUCAAGCGAAAGGUUCAAGGAGAUUAUGGCCACCAUAAUUUCACACAUGGCCAGCAAU
This is a messenger RNA of Cylicostephanus goldi, 363 nucleotides long. The record is from the annotation of a GenBank genome assembly. NCBI's taxonomy places the organism in Eukaryota, Metazoa, Nematoda, Chromadorea, Rhabditida, Strongylidae.